AUGUUCCCCCUCGACGACCCUCUGCGUCCCGAAUGGACCCCUUUACAUCCAUACACCCCUUCGGAUUCCACCGAUGCGCCCACCUUUCCGUCGCCUUUAGGCGCAGCCAGUUGGGGCCAUGAUGGCUUUUCUCACGAUCCGGGCUUCCUGGCAUCGCAGGAAGAAUUGCGAUGCAUGCUCUUCAACAUAGCCCAAUCUGCUGCCCCGACCCGCGCACCCAGUCCCGAAAUCCAUGCCUUGCGCGAUUCCACAGCACCCAUUCGCCCUGUGCUUUCGAGCCCCCGUCGCAUCGAAUAUUUGAAAAACUAUGUUGGGCAGGUGGCACCUUGGCUCGACAUGUUUGAUUCGCAAUGCACGUUCCGAGUCCAAAUUCCCGCGCUCGCCCGCUCGUUCCCCGCACUGUUAAACGCGAUUCUUGCCAUCUCGGCCCGACAAAUGGAACGCAAGGAGGGCAUUCAAGACUCUUUUGACAGUCUGGAAUUAUACCAGGAAGCGAUCCGUCUGCUAAGCCCGCUCCUGCAAAUGCGUGACCCUAAGGUGGUUGCCGCCUGCGUCCUGCUAUGUUGUCUCGAGAUGAUGUCUGCCCGCGCGCAAGAUUGGCAGCGUCAUUUGGAGGGAUGCGCUGCGUUAUUUGAGGCUUUUGAAAUGAAUGGCUUCAGCAACGAUCUUCUACAAGCAGUAUUCUGGUGCUACGCGCGUAUGGACCUGUGUGGUGCGCUGAUCUCCGAUGGCACACAGAGCACUCUCCUUCGGCCGAGCAAAUGGCUUGCGCCUGGGUGCCAUGAAGACGACGCGGCUCAGCUCUUCCAGGCCGCCCAAUCGCCAGACAUGCAUGCAAACUACGCUGUUUAUCUCUGCGCCAAAGCAUGUGAAUUGGUCGCUGAUCGCACUCAGUUUAUGGAGCUCGGCGUGCAAAAUGAAUGUACUGGAGAUGUCCUCAGUCGUCGUUGGAUCCGACUGUGGGAUGACUUGCAGCAUUGGCUAGACACCCGACCACCGGAGUUAUUGCCUAUUCAUACUACCACGACAAAGCCAUUUCCACACAUCCUAUUCCUGCACUGGGCGGCCAUUUCCUCGACCCAGUUAUAUCACACGGCGUGCAUUUUGCUGUUGAACAUGAUGCCCAAGUCAAUCAACCUCCCGGCGACAUCUGCCACAUCCGCACUGUGGCAUGCAAGACGAAUCUGCGGGAUCUCACUCGCAAAUCCUCACCAGGGUUGCUUGAAUAAUGCGAUACAACCGCUGUGGAUUGCAGGGCGGCUAUUCAGCCAUAUGUCGGAACACGCCAUCAUUGUCGACGUUAUCCGACACAUAGAAGCCGAGACGGGAUGGGGCGCUUGUUGGCGCAUCCGAGAUCUGGAGCUUGCUUGGGGUUAUCCAGCUUCACGGUCCGACCGUGCGACAAAAUCUCGAUUUGCCAUCACCCGGUGA
Molecule: messenger RNA, 1431 nt
Organism: Penicillium salamii
Lineage: Eukaryota; Fungi; Ascomycota; Eurotiomycetes; Eurotiales; Aspergillaceae
Source: the annotation of a GenBank genome assembly